UAUACCUUGCUCAAAGUUCAUGAAUAACCAAAUCAAACAACUGAAACCUUUUAGCAUUCAAGAUGGUUCCCAGAAUAUUUUCUUUCCUUCAGCUUUUCACUAUCUUCACUGUUACUUUUGCUUCCACUGAGGAAUCAGCUGCUCUCCUCAAAUGGAAAGCAACUUUCCGAAACCAAAAUAAUUCCUUAUUGGCUUCAUGGACACUAAAUUCUGCUGGUGCCAAGAAUUCUUCAAGAAUCCGAGCGGGAAGUUCUGAUGCAUGUAGGGACUGGUAUGGAGUUAUAUGCUUUAAUGGUAGGGUUAAUAUGUUAAAAAUUACAAAUGCUGGUGUCAUUGGCACACUAUAUGCUUUUCCGUUCUCAUCUCUCCCUUUUCUUGAAUACCUUGAUCUUAGCAUCAACCAGCUCUCUGGCACCAUCCCACCAGAAAUUGGUAAGCUCACUAAUCUUGUCUAUCUUGACUUGUCCAUCAAUCAGAUAUCGGGCACAAUCCCACCACAAAUCAGUUCACUAACAAAUCUUGAGACCCUCCACAUAUUUGACAACCAUUUAAAUGGUUCCAUUCCUGGAGAAAUAGGUUACCUAAGGUCUCUUACUGAGUUAACUUUGAGUACUAACUUUCUUAGUGGUUCAAUUCCUGCUUCAUUGGGGGAUUUGAAGAAAUUGUCUUUUUUGUAUCUUUCUGUGAAUCACCUUUCUGGCUCCACUCCUGUAGAAAUAGGGAAACUUGUUAAUCUUGUUGAAGCUGAUCUUGGUACAAACCAGUUAACAGGUCAUAUUCCUUCGGAAAUAGGUGACUUAACUUUGCUCAAGACUCUGCACCUUCAUACUAACCAACUUUCUGGUCCCAUUCCUGCUGAAAUAGGAAAGAUGAAGUCACUUGAGAAUUUAAAUUUAUGGACGAACAAUCUUUCUGAUCAAAUUCCAAAAAUAAUUGGUGACCUAGUUGAGCUCAAAACUCUGUACCUUUUCACCAACCACCUUUCUGGUUUCCUUCCUAGUGAAUUGGGGAACAUGAAGAGCCUCACUGCUUUGGAUUUAGCCGAUAAUCAACUUAUUGGUUCAAUUCCAAGUGAAUGGGGAAACCUGAUAAACCUCACUAAUCUAGCAUUAUCCCGUAAUCAACUUACUGGUUCCAUUCCCGCAGAAAUAGGGAAACUAGUCAAUCUUGUUGGCGUUGAUUUUAAUAGUAACCAGUUAACAGGUCAUAUUCCUCGAGAAAUAGGUGACUUGACUAAGCUUAAAACUUUGUACCUUUAUACUAACAAACUUUCUGGUCCCAUUCCCAGUGAUCUGGGGAACCUGAAAAACCUCACUGAUCUGCAUUUAUUCAAUAAUCAACUUAUUGGUACAAUUCCUAGUGAGUUGGGGAAUUUGAAAAACCUCACUUUGCUGGACUUAUCCAGUAAUCAACUUACUGGUUCAAUUCCUGCUUCAUUUGGCAAUUUGAGAAACUUGCAAUUUCUAGUACUCCAAGCCAACAAAUUUUCAGGUUCCAUUCUAAAAGAGCUUGUGUAUUUGGAUAACUUGAGAGCGAUGAUAAUGAGUGAAAAUGAGUUCUCAGGCCAUUUGCCAGAGCAGCUUUGUCAAGGUGGAAAACUUGAGAACUUCACAGUGUCUAAUAACAAACUGACAGGGCUGAUACCAAGUAGCUUGAGCAAGUGUUCGAGUUUCAAAUGGGUUUGCUUUAAUAACAACAGUUUCACUGGGAAUUUUUUUGAAGCUUUUGGCAUCUAUUCAGAGCUUCAGUUCAUUGAUUUGAGUGAUAAUAAUUUUCACGGUGAACUCAACAGCAACUGGGGAAAAUGCAAAAAGUUGAUUAAUUUGCGCGUAGCCAGAAAUAACAUUAGUGGUAGCAUACCACCAGAGAUUGGAAAUGUCAAAGGGCUUCUAGGACUUGAUCUUUCAUCGAAUCAUUUGAUUGGACAGAUUCCAAAGGAAUUUGGAAAACUAACCUCUCUGGUUAAGCUUUCAGUGCAAAACAACAAUAUUUCAGGCAAUAUACCUGAGGAACUUGGGUCACUGACAAAGUUAGAGUCCCUAGAUCUAUCAGACAACAGAUUGAAUGGGCCGAUCCCAACGUUUAUAGGAAAUUAUCUGCAUCUGUUUCACUUGAACCUGAGCAACAACAAAUUUGGUCAGAAAAUUCCAAUUGAGAUAGAGAGGAUAACUCAUCUUAAUGUACUUGAUUUGAGUCAUAAUUUUCUUGUUGGAGAAAUACCCUCUCAUCUAGCCAAUUUGAAGGUUUUGGUAAACCUAAAUCUUUCCCACAAUGAACUCUCUGGCCGCAUUCCUGAAGGAUUUGAAAGUUCGACUGGUUUGCAGGAUGUCGUAUUGUCAUACAAUGAGUUGGAAGGUCCAAUCCCUAAUAAUAAAGCUUUUAUCAGUGCCUCAUUGGAAGGUAAUAAAGGUCUUUGCGGCAAUGUAACAGGAUAUAAGCCUUGUGAACUAUCUUCUACGGUGAAGGGACAUAAACUCAUCCUCAUCAUUGUGCUUCUUAUUAUGGGAGCACUAGUACUACUCUUUGCUUUCAUUGGUGUCCUCUUUAUGUGUCAUAAAAGAAGGAGAGUUAGAGACAUUGAAAUACAGGAUGCUGGUUGGCUUUCGAUAUCCAUGUUAGAUGGAAAGACAUUGUACAGGGAUAUCUUAAACGCCACAGAGGAGUUUAGUGCAACAUUUUGCAUAGGGCAAGGAGGACAUGGAAGUGUUUACAAGGUAAACCUUCCAUCAUUAGGGAAUAUAGCUGUGAAGAGACUUCAUUCUUCAUUUGAGAACACACAUCUCAAAAGCUUCAUGAAUGAAGUAAUGGCAUUGACUGGGAUUAAGCACCGGAACAUUGUGAAUCUCUAUGGGUAUUGUUCGAAUAAACAACACUCAUUCUUGGUUUAUGAGUAUGUGGAGAGAGGAAGUUUGUUUAGUAUUUUGAGCAAUGAAGUUGAGUCAAAGAAAUUGGAUUGGUUUAAAAGGGUGAAUAUCAUCAAAGGUGUUGCUUUUGCUUUAUCUUACAUGCACCAGGACUGUUCACCACCGAUUGUUCAUCGAGACAUAUCAAGCAGUAAUGUUUUGCUUGAUUCCAAGUAUGAAGCUCAUGUUUCAGAUUUUGGCAUAGCUAAGCUUCUCAAACCAGAAUCAUCCAAUUGCACUGUGCUUGCAGGCACAUAUGGCUAUGUUGCACCAGAGCUUGCAUAUACAAUGAAGGUUACAGAAAUGUGUGAUGUCUAUAGCUUUGGAGUAUUAGCAUUGGAGAUAAUCAAAGGAAAGCAUCUUGGUGAAUACAUUACUUCACUAGUAAAUUCAUCGACUAAAGAUCAUGUGCAGUUUAGUGAUUUGCUAGAUGAACACCUUCCAUAUCCUGAAGAUGAAGUGAAAGAGGUUUUGGUUUUUAUCAUCAAACUAGCAACCUCAUGUUUGCUUGAAAAUCCAAAAUCAAGGCCUACAAUGCACUUCAUCUUUCGUAGUUUAUCAUCAAUUGAUCCAUGUCUACCUACUCAUAAGAUAAACCCCCAUCAAAGCAAGCUAUAUAAUCCCUGAUACGUUAGGUGUCUUUGUAUAGAAAUGAAUAACCUUUGUUACUGAGUGGUUGUGAAGUAAGUAGUUUAAUAAGAAAGUCCACAAUUUAAUUUUACUGGUACUAGUAUUGUUGUAUUGUUAGGGCGCUU
Molecule: messenger RNA, 3658 nt
Organism: Solanum stenotomum
Lineage: Eukaryota; Viridiplantae; Streptophyta; Magnoliopsida; Solanales; Solanaceae
Product: probable leucine-rich repeat receptor-like protein kinase At1g35710
Exons: 2
Coding region: 63-3530 (1155 amino acids)
Biological process (GO): protein phosphorylation; hormone-mediated signaling pathway
Cellular component (GO): plasma membrane
Molecular function (GO): protein binding; protein kinase activity; ATP binding
Source: RefSeq, a predicted model, not a curated record